Messenger RNA from Manihot esculenta (cassava), 2413 nucleotides. Its product is annotated as CTL-like protein DDB_G0274487. Gene Ontology annotation, biological process: transmembrane transport. Bases 395 to 1987 code for a protein of 530 amino acids. The record is from RefSeq and is a predicted model, not a curated record. Lineage: Eukaryota; Viridiplantae; Streptophyta; Magnoliopsida; Malpighiales; Euphorbiaceae. Gene Ontology annotation, molecular function: transmembrane transporter activity. Gene Ontology annotation, cellular component: membrane. The transcript has 5 exons.
UCAUCAUCUCUCAUCCCAUCAAACUCAAAUCUCUACCGUUGGUAAUGAUCACAUAACUCAUUCUAUCGUGUACCUUAUAAACACAGAGUCAAAACUCCAACUUGCACGUGCUCUGUUCUUUACUCAGAGGCACGCACGGCAGUUUCCUCCUAAUUCCAUUGGUACGUGACUUACAAGCGGUGUACUUGUGCGUUGUUCUUGUGUGUUCUAAAAAUAUAAAUUUUUUUUAAAAAAAAAACACAACAUAAAGACGUUAGUCACCGCUGCUAUGAACAACACACAACACAAGACGAGCACGAACGAAACGUACAAAAUCUAACAACGGUUUUCAUACAUCACCACCGCUAAAGCCGCCGCCGCCACCACCGCCACUAGAAACACCACCAACGACGAAAUGGCUGUUACGCAACCUGGGCUGGAGAAGGAGAGUGAAUUAACAGAAAAGGAGGAAGAAGUAGAACGGAAAAAUGAAGGAAAUGAGGGGAAAAAAGAGCCAAAGGGGGAGAGAGAUUUGGAGAAAGGAGAGAUAAGUUUUAAACAAAAGGUGAUGGAGAGUAAUAACGUUAAUGAUGAAGAUCAGAGAAAUUAUCAAGAAUCUAUGCUGCAGAGAUUGAACCCAUCAAAUCCUUUGAGAAUCGUAAUCAAUAGUUCUACUAGAGUUGCUACUGCUUCUCCUUCCCAGACUUCUCUGCCUCUCUCUGCACCAACCCCACAACCAUCAAUAGCAACACUCAAUUCAAGAAGGUAUACCAACAAAAUAUCUUUGUUUCUGUUUGUGCUGCACAUGGUUCUAGUUUUUGGGCUUGUAUGUUUUCUUGUAUUCAAGGGAAUUCAAGGACUUCUGGCAGCAUCAGAUUCUGUUAAAAGAAAAGAGAAGAGAAUAUUGAAGUAUUUCCUCCCUCAAGUUGAAGUGGCAUCUCUAUUGAGCAUUGCUCUUGCUUUGGCAUGGCAAAAGGCAAUUAGAGUAUGGCCUAGAUUCAUGGUUCAUUUCAUAUUAUGGUGCUCUUUUUUCUUGUCACUAUCAGCUGGAAUUCUCUUAAUUUGCUUCCAAAAGGCUCCCACUGAUGGUGUUGGAAUUUGUCUUAUUGUCUUUGCAAUUGGUAAUGGCUUAUAUGCUUGUUGGGUUUAUCAAAAAAUCAAGUUUAGUACUAAAGUCUUGAUUAAAUCGCUUGAAUCAGUUCGAAAAUUUGGUGAUUUGAAUCACCCAACUUAUUGGGUUCUUGGGGUUGGAUUCCUAUGGAUGUCUAUGUGGAUUUUAGCACUGAUUGGAGCUUUGAAUUUCUACUUUCCACCAUUGACAAUUAUUGCAUUAGUAUUGAGCUUGGCUUGGACUGCUGAGGUUAUGAGGAAUGUGGUUAAUUUGACAGUUAGUAGGGUAAUCUCUCUGUAUUACCUCAGAGGAAUGCAAGCUAAUACUAAAUUUUGUUUCCAAAGAGCUGUAACUCGGAAUCUGGGAAGUGCUUGUCUAGGUUCUCUAUUUGUGCCAGCAAUUGAAGCACUGAGAAUCGUUGCUCGCGCUCUGAAUUUGCUCGAGGGAGAGGAUGAAUUCAUGUUUUCUUGUGCUCAUUGCUGUCUUGGAACUAUAGAGUCCAUCUUCAGACAUGGCAAUGGCUGGGCCUUUGUACAGAUAGCUGCAUAUGGAAAAUGUUUUGUUCAGGCAUCACAAGACACUUGGGCACUGUUUCAAAGACAAGACAUGGUAACAAUUGUUGACUCUGACAUUACCAGCUCAAUUUUUUUCCUUGCUGGAAUUUGCAGUGCCUGCACUUGUGUCAUUGUUGUAGCCGCUUGGACUGCUAAAGUGCAUGAGCCCUUCACAGCUACCAUCUCCCUUCUGGCAUUCUUCAUUGGAUACCUCAUGACUAGAAUUGCCAUGGCACUGCCACAUGCUUGUGUGAGCUGCUACUAUGUUUGCUAUGCAGAAAAUCCUGAGAACAGAUUGUUUGAUAAAACCAUCAAAGAUCACCAGAACUUGACGAAAUCCUGAGGCAAGAUUUUUCCAGGAAAAACACAAGCUAUAUGAGGCCACAGCUUGAACAUACUGUAAAAAAUGAACCAUGGCUAUGGUCACCUUUCAAUGAGGGGUCCAAGGAUCCUGGAUUCAAGCCAAUCAAGCUACAGGUAAAUUUAUCCUUUAAUGGAAGGUGGACCUUCAAUGUAAAACUCAACUUUUAUUGGAUGAUCUUGAUCUGGGUAGGACUUUUAUGGAGAGCAGACUGGGAUUCAAACCAAGAAAGCUACAUGUUUCUAUUCUACCCUUCUGUGUCAUUUUGCAUAUACUUUAGGAUUUUUCUUAGUUAAAAGCUCCUUAGUUCAGUUUUAGUAUCUGUUUUGCAAUCUUUGAAGCUUGCAUCUCCAUGAGUUGUGUAUUGUAAUAGACACUUUCUUCCUUUUAUCUUUGUUAAGAAAUUAG